Trifolium pratense (red clover) is the source of this 1229-nucleotide messenger RNA. RefSeq lists its product as uncharacterized. Bases 147 to 932 code for a protein of 261 amino acids. The record is from RefSeq and is a predicted model, not a curated record. The transcript is spliced from 3 exons. Lineage: Eukaryota; Viridiplantae; Streptophyta; Magnoliopsida; Fabales; Fabaceae. Gene Ontology annotation, cellular component: nucleus.
AAGUCCUUACUUUUUCAUUUAUUUAUUUUUGACAAAAUAUGAAAGCAGGUUAACGGGUACUGUGAUAAACGAACAAAGGAAAGCGGUUGAGAAAGAAGAAGAAGAAGAAGGAAAGAAAAACCCUAACAAUCCAAUUAGGUUUAAAGAUGACAGGAACGGAGGAACCGACGGCGAAGAAGAGAAUCGCGACGGAAUCUUUAGGAUGGCUAACGGAAUCAUCAAUUAUGCCAAAGAAGCACAGAGCCAUAGAAGGCGUAGGUGCUUCCUCAAUCCUCGAAUUGAAAGCUGAACUCUACAAAUCUCAAGAAGAUUCCAAAAAAUCCAGAGAAUUAUCGGGUCCCGACGCCGAAUAUCAACGCGCCAAAACCAUAAUCACUUCCAAAGAUCCAUAUUCCAAUAAAAAUUCCGGUGUUGAAGCCCGUGCUCACAAGGAUAAACUUGAGUUGAAAGCUAUUAAAGAUGGAACAGUGAAUUAUGCUGCAUUGGAGAAGAAAGCUGUGUUGUAUGAUAAGUUAGUUAGAGGAGAAUUGUCUGAUGAAGAGGAUAAAGAGAAGUAUUGUGUUGAUUUUGCUCGUAAGGGUGAUGAUCAUGAUGAUGUGUCUGCUACACCUAAUGUGUUGCAAGAAAAUGAACGCGGUGGUGUUGAUGGUGACGGUGAUGGUGAUGCUUUUUCGAUGUUUAACUUGAAGCGUGCUGGAAUUGGACAGAGUGCUGGAGUAGUUGACGGUGAUGAGCACAAGCGUAAUGUUAGGGAAGUUCACGAAGAAGCUAACCGUGCGAGAGAAAAGGCUUCCGAAAUUAAACUACGUAGACAGGAGCAGUUAGCUGCUCAUCGCGAGAAACUUAAACAAGCCUAUCUUCGGAAGAGAUUGGAGCAACUGAAGGCCACUUCUGUGGGAUCUGGAUCUGGAUCUGAGAUUAAGCACCCAUGAGAUGUACACACCAAUUAUUCUCCAUAAUUUAUAAAGAUGGAUUUUCUUAUUGUAAGGCAUGAGGAGUUGAAAGCAGACUAAAACUGUGUUAUUAUUCACUGGAGUUACAACAUUGGUAUAUCUGACUUCCUGCGAUGCAAAAUGACCUCAAUCCCAAGAUAAACAAAACAAAGAAGGGCGAAAACAAGAAAGAGAAGAUAGAAGCAAAAGAAACAUUCCUUUUUUUUUCUGUUGUAAAUGAUGUAAUUUUGACAAUUGUUGUAUACAUGAAUUGUUGAUUUAGGGUUUGGUAAAGCA